Messenger RNA from Eruca vesicaria subsp. sativa (arugula), 1824 nucleotides. The record is from the annotation of a GenBank genome assembly. Lineage: Eukaryota; Viridiplantae; Streptophyta; Magnoliopsida; Brassicales; Brassicaceae.
AUGAAUCGAAGUUUUAGGGCACAAGAGUCGUCGUCGUCGUCUCUAUUGCUGGAUUCAGCAGAGAGGCAGAGGCAACUGCUUAGGGCUUCUAUGAUGGCUGAGAAAGAUGAGGAGCUUUCUCUGUUUCUUGAGAUGAGACGGCGUGAGAAAGAGCAGGAUAAUAAUCUCCUUCUCAACAACAACCCUCAUGAGUUCGACACUCCAUUAGGUUCAAAGCAUGGAACUUCACCGGUGUUUAACCUCUCAAGUGGUGGUGGUCCGGCAGCACGGAAGACUGGUCCUCCUGAUGAUUUUCUCAAUUCUGAAGGGGAUAAAAAUGACUAUGAAUGGCUUCUGACCCCUCCAGGUACUCCUCUAUUCCCUUCUCUGGAGAUGGAAUCACAUAGGACUAUGAUGAGUCAGAGUGGUGAUUCAAAGGGCCGCCCAGCUACAUUGUCUUCUAGGCUGGCGAAUUCCUCAUCAGAGCCUGCUGCAAGGAACCAUUUAUCAUCUAGACAACCAACCUCAUCGCCUGGAUUAAGCUCUUCUAGUGGAGCAACUCGGAGACCUUCAUCAUCUGGAGGACCUGGAUCAAGACCCGCCACACCCACUGGAAGAUCAUCAACACAAACAACUAAUUCAAAAUCCUCACGGCCUUCAACACCCACCUCUAGUAGAACCACCGCCUCCUCAACUACGCGGCCUUCUUUGACUCAUUCCAGGUCCACUGUAUCUACUACAACUAAGCCUGCAUCGCUGAGUAGGUCAGCAAGUUCAUCACGUCUCACACCUACUGCAUCUAAACCCACUACUUCAACUACUAGAUCUGCUGGUUCAACAACUAGAUCCACCGCUAGCACCGCCACAAAGUCUGCAGGUCCUUCAAGGUCCACCACACCUCUGUCAAGAUCUACUGCUAGAUCUUCAACCCCGACGUCAAGACCCACACUUCCUCCACCUAAAACCAUAUCAAGGUCAGCUACUCCAACUCGCCGUCCAGUCAGUUCUGCAACUACUACUGCAAAGCCAACAGUAUCCCAAGUCAAGCCUUCUUCUCCAGCGGCAAAGCCUAUGCCAACACCAUCCAAAACGCCUGCUGUAUCACGUGCAGCUUCUCCCACAGUGAGGUCAAGGCCAUGGAAGCCAUCAGACAUGCCUGGUUUCUCACUAGAAACUCCUCCAAAUCUAAGAACAACAUUACCAGAAAGGCCACUGUCAGCAACAAGAGGCAGGCCCGGAGCUCCGAACCCACGAUCUGCUUCAGUAGAGCCUCCUGGAGGAGGAAGACCGAGAAGGCAGUCAUGUUCACCAUCAAGAGGAAGAACACCAAUGUACUCUAGUGGUAGCUCUGUUCCUGCAGUUAACCGUGGAUAUUCCAGAGCCAAUGACAAUGUUAGUCCUGUGUUGAUGGGAACAAAAAUGGUGGAGAGAGUAGUCAACAUGCGGAAACUGGCUCCUCCCAGAUCAGAUGACAAGAGUUCUCCUCAAGGUAACUUGUCUGCAAAGUCCUCAUCACCAGACAGUGCUGGCUUUGGAAGAUCGCUUUCCAAGAAAUCCCUUGAUAUGGCUAUAAGGCAUAUGGAUAUACGUAGAACCAUACCAGGUAAUCUGAGACCAUUAAUGACCAACAUUCCAGCAUCAUCAAUGUACAGUGUGAGAUCUGGACAUACUCGUGGCAGACCAAUGAAUGUUUCAGACUCUCCACUAGCUACAAGCAGCAACGCAAGCUCAGAGAUCAGUGUCUACAACAACAAUGGCAAUUGCUUAGAGGCUAGCGAAAAGGAAGAUGAUGCAGGCAGCGAGAGAGGUUGCAGGUCUCCCCCUACAAGCUUACAAGGGAGAUGA